AUGCAGAACAUGUUCUUGCCGUUUGACAGGAUCAACUGCCUCUUCAAGAAAGCCUCCAAGACCACUAUGGAGCACCAAAGCCUCUCGAUGCUUCGCGUUGACCAGAUAAAUGUUGCAUGCAAGGAGCUUGACACUGUUCAUGAUGCUCUGCGCGUAUGCUUUGCCAAACCGCCAUGCAUAUACAAGCAUAUGGGCACUGGCGUGGAGUUCUUCAAAGGCAGCAUAGUCGACUCCAGGCAUGCAGCGAAUGUAAGCAUGGCGAUAGCAAAGACCAGCUCCAUUGAAACCCUAGAGAAAGCCUUCAAGGGCGUGUGGAAUGCUUUGGAGACACUGAAAAGAAUUUUGUGCCGCUUUCCGUCUAAAAUUGUAAUAACAAGAAAGAGCUUGACAGAGCUCCAGCCAUAG
Messenger RNA from Nematocida major, 405 nucleotides. RefSeq lists its product as uncharacterized. The transcript has a single exon. The record is from RefSeq and is a predicted model, not a curated record. Lineage: Eukaryota; Fungi; Microsporidia. Bases 1 to 405 code for a protein of 134 amino acids.